AUGGAGCCUUCUUCCCAACUCUUUGGAGAAACAGAAGAAUGCAGCAGUAGUGAAUCUGGAUGGACAACUUAUAUUGCUUCUCCUGUGCACUGUGAUGAUACUCAAGAAGAUGAUGAUGAUGAUGAUGAGAAGGAUGGAAACAAUGACAGUGAUGACUCCAUGGCUUCUGAUGCCUCAACUGGUCCCAACCAUGGUGAAGGUGAACUUCUGUGUGACAGUGGUGAGGAUGACAAGAAGUGCUAUUCCUACACCAAAACUUACAGGAACAAGAAGAAGGAGAAGAAAAAAGAUGAAGACAGAGGAAGAUCAGAAGCUGUGAAACAAGAGUCGGUGGAGAUGGCAAAUAGUGCUACUAGUUCUGUCAACAGUAGUGUGAAGCUAGAGACCAUAAUCUAUGGCUAUAUCCUCUAUAUGCUCCAUUUGUGA
This is a messenger RNA of Telopea speciosissima, 426 nucleotides long. Its product is annotated as protein SOB FIVE-LIKE 4-like. The record is from RefSeq and is a predicted model, not a curated record. Gene Ontology annotation, biological process: cytokinin biosynthetic process. The transcript has 2 exons. The coding region runs from base 1 to 426 and encodes 141 amino acids. Lineage: Eukaryota; Viridiplantae; Streptophyta; Magnoliopsida; Proteales; Proteaceae.